Molecule: messenger RNA, 618 nt
Organism: Cajanus cajan (pigeon pea)
Lineage: Eukaryota; Viridiplantae; Streptophyta; Magnoliopsida; Fabales; Fabaceae
Source: RefSeq, a predicted model, not a curated record
AUGGUAAUGGCCCACUUAACUGAAUUCUCCAACUUUUUGAACCCAUUUGCUGCAUCCGGCUCAUGUAUGAGUCGGAUGCGUGCCACUCAGUGUCAUUAUUUGGACUUACAAAAGCGGCUCGAGACGAGCCGCGACAAAGCACGAGCCAAGCUGCAAUUAGCUGUUAGGCUAAAAUGCGGCUCGGCCUGUCUUAUUGUGGUAGUAACUGCUUCACUUGUUGUGAUUGUUAUGACUCAUGGCUUUGUUUUGCUUGUGGUUGCGGCCGGGUUGGCUAGUACCAUGGAUUGGGCUUCAGAAAGGAAGCUGGCUAAGGUAAUGGCUCGGCUCGAUGCAGCCGCGAAAGGAACUUAUAUAGUGAAUAAAGACUUGGAGACAACGAGCCGGCUCGUGGCUCGGCUAAAUGAUGAGUUUGAGUACAUGAGGACCACAGUGAGAUUUUGGCUUGAGAGGAAAGAUGAUAGGAUUCAAGCCGAUGGUGAAGUGGCGCGCCUAUUGAAAAAGAACCAAUGCAGUUUUAGUGAUCUAUUGGAUGAGUUGGAAGAACAUUUGUAUUUGUGUUUCAUGACUAUUAAUAGGGCUAGAGAGCUUGUGCUAAACAAGAUCAUUGACACAACUUGA